GAACGCAAAGCUGUUUUAAGUUGGUGAAGAGCGGCAAUGGCGAAGAGCGAAGGAACGGGGAAGAAAGAUAACUCAGUGUUUGGAAUAUGGAUCAGCUUAUCUUCUCAUGGUCUAUUGCUGAUGUCCUCAACAACGAUCUCUUCAAGAAUAAGGUGGAGAUGAUACCAAAGACUUUUGAUACCACCGAAAGUUACUUCAGUUCAUUUACUUAUCCAUUGAUGGAAGAAGUGCGCGCUGAAGUGUGCUCCAGCUUGGAAUCUAUAUCUCAAGCACAUUUCGUCAAAAUAGAACACCUCCGGUGCACAAAGCGGAAGGAGCACAUCUAUUCCAUUUUAAUUGCACCACCAUUUCACACUGCAUCAGCUGGAAGCAAUGCUAUUUAUAGUCCCCACAAAGGAGACAUUCUUGUUCUGUCAGAAUUUAAACCUUCAGAUGUUUCUGAUCUGACAAAGAGUGGGCAAUCUUAUCGCCUUGUUUCGGUUUUUAAGGAUGAAUUUGAUGAUUUACCACCCAAUACUUAUGUAAUCAGAGCUUCAGAGGAAAUUGAUGAAGCGAAGUAUAACAGCAGCGACAACAACAAACAGAGAAGUAACCUGUUUGCAUUUUACCUGGUAAACGCAAUAACAUACAAUCGAAUUUGGAGGGCAAUCGACGUUGGGCUGGCUGCUAAGGGAAAUUUAAGUCUCGUUCUUAAGGUGUUGCAAGUUGAUCCAAAGGAUGCAGAAGAUUGUAGUUACUCACUGUUCAAUGUUGUUCGAAGAAUCCAAGGCAUUGACUUGGGCUGUUGUUUAUCCAAUUUAAAUCUUAACGAGUCUCAGACUGAUGCAAUAUUGAGUUGCAUAUCUGCACGACACCGCAACAAGAAAUCAAUAAACCUUAUUUGGGGACCCCCUGGUACUGGAAAGACGAAAACAAUCAGUGGCUUGGUUUGGCUUCUGGAUCUACUGAGAUGCAGGACGUUAAUAUGUGCACCUACAAAUACUGCAGUCAAAGAAGUUGCUUUACGGUUGUUGAAAUUGGUGAAGCAAUUUUCUGGCAACAGACGUUGUCGCUUGGGAGAUGUGGUAUUGUUUGGCAAUGAAGAAAGGAUGAGAAUCAGUGAUGACCUGCGGGAUGUGUUUCUGGAUUUCCGGAUAAAAAGUAUCCGAGAAUCUUUUGCACUGAAAACUGGAUGGAAGCAUUGCUUGAGUUCAAUGCUUGAGUUUUUUGAAGAUGGUGUUUCUCUACACCAAAAGUUUUUACAUGACAGAAAAGUCAGUGAGUGUAACAAAGACAUUUCAAAAGAAAAACAGGAUGGUUAUGAGGAUAAAAUGUUUUCAGAUGAUGAAUUGGGCGAUGACGAAGAGGCUUUUCUAUCAUUUGCUAGGAGAAAUUUCGGGGUCCGUUCAAAGCAAAUCUGUAGUUGUUUCAAGAUGUUGUAUCUGCAUAUACCUAGAGAAGCAUUGUCAGAAAGUAACUGCAAAGACAUUUUAAUUCUUUUUGAUUUACUUAAGGAAUUUGAGAACCUUCUCUGCAAGGUAGAUGCCGGCAGUAAACUGAAGGAAAUAUUUCAAUCCCGUGAAGAAAAGGUGGAAGAAAUGGUAAAUUUCGGAGGAGCCACAUCAUUCAUGAUUCGUAGAACUAGAGCCUCUUGUUGCAAAAUCUUAAGAGCUCUUGAGAAGUCACUGAAACAACUUCCUCCAAUCUCCAGCAAAGGUGCCAUCAAGAAUUUUUGUUUGCAAAAUGCUAACAUCAUUUUGUGUACUGCAUCGACUUCAGCCGGAUUAAACAAAUUAGAGACCAAGAAACCAUUUGAGAUGGUAGUCAUUGAUGAAGCUGCACAGUUGAAGGAAUGUGAAUCAUUAAUACCUUUGCAAAUAUUAUGGUUAAACCAUGCAGUUCUUAUUGGUGAUGAGUGCCAGUUGCCUGCUAUGGUUCGAAGCAAGGCUGCUGAAAAUUCACUGUUUGGAAGGAGUCUAUUUGAAAGGCUGAGUUCAUUAGGGCAUAAGAAACACCUGCUAAACAUGCAGUACAGGAUGCACCCUCAGAUAAGUUUGUUUCCAAAUACCAAUUUCUAUGACAAAAAAAUUAUGGAUGCACCAAAUGUCAUUGGAAAGAAUCAUGAACGAAAAUAUCUUCCAGGCCCUAUGUAUGGUCCUUAUUCAUUUAUAAACAUCGACCACGGAAUGGAGAGCUUUGAUAGUCUUGGACGAAGCAGAAAAAAUGAGGUUGAAAUAGUUGUUAUCUUGCAAAUAUUGAGAAAUCUUCAUAAAGCAAGUUCCAGAACACAAAAAGAGCUUAGUGUUGGCAUUAUAUGUCCAUACACUGCUCAAGUUCUUGCAAUUCGAGGAAAGCUAGGGAAAACGUAUCAGUCGAAUUCACUCAUGUCGGUUAAAGUUAAUUCUGUUGAUGGUUUUCAAGGCAGCGAGGAGGAUGUUAUUAUACUUUGCACUGUGAGGUCCAAUGCUGAUGGUUCUGUUGGAUUCCUUUCCAAUCUUAAUCGUGCCAAUGUUGCUUUGACUCGAGCAAGACAUUGCCUUUGGGUUGUGGGCAAUGGACCAACCUUAAUUAGCAGUGGAUCAAUUUGGGCAAAAUUAGUGUUUGAUGCAAAGUCUCGCCAAUGCUUUUUUAACGCAAUGGAGGAUGAAGAUAUUGCUUCUGCAAUCUUUAGAUCAGACUCUGAUCCAAGGAGCAUUGAUUCUCUUAACAUGGAUGGCUUAUACAUUAGCAGAAAAUCUAAAAAGAAUGACAAAGUUACAGGAACUUCAAACUCUCUUCCAGCAUCAUCAAGUAAACCUCAGGUCUCCAAAGGGAAGGGGUUGGCAACUUCACAUAAUUCAGUCAAACACAAUGAUGAUUCUGUGGCUUAUUUAAGAAAGCAGGAACCUCAGAGGAAUAAUGAAUGUUCGAAGGUCGUGUAUAGGCCUGUUAGUUCUGGUAGAAAUUUACCUGGAGAGAACUCUUUAGGUUCAGUUAAUCUUGGAAGGAAUGUGAAUAUUGCAGGUUUAAUGACGACUAAAUUUGAAGAUUCAGAAAUCCACAAAGCUUCUGAAGUUGAUCUGCUAGAAAAGGAUACUUGUGGUUUGGAGUACAUAUCUAGUGAAUCUAGUGAUGAAGAACUUGGUCAACGUCAGACGUUUGAUACUCCAGUUUCAGAAAUUGGGGACUUGGAUACGCCAACGAUCUGUAAGCUGAUCAAAAUUGUUGCUGGUCUACUUGGUCAUAAGAAUUGCAGGAGAAUGUCUGCCAAAGAAGUUUAUUGCUCGGAAGACAAAUGAAGCUGAAAGUUCCAUGAAUGGAAAUGCCCCACCACAGCUGGCUGAAUAAGAUCAUCAUAAGCCAAUUGAAUACACCUUCGUUUGACCAAUGGCUUGUCUUUUGGAUGAAGUUUCUGUGUAACGAUGCAAAACAAGAUGAGAUAGUAUCCCUGCUGAUGGCAGAAAUGGAUUCCAGUAAACUCCACCUGGAUCAUCAUCUGGAUCAAACUUUUGUUCUGUAACCCCUUUUUCUUUUCCCAUAGGCUGGCAUCAAUAUGACUCGGAUGAAAUCCAAGAGUAGAAGAUUGGAAAUGAAGUCACAACAUUCAGCAAAUGCUUCAAAAACUAGAAACAAUUAUUUAACCCAGAAAAAUCUCAUCUUUACUCAAUUCUCAGUUUUUGGCAACAAAAAGAUACAAUUUUUGCACAAACCCUCCAAUCCCCGACUUGUACAAAACCUAGAAAUCAAAACAAGGAGCAGCUCGGAUCCGAGGACGCCGCCGUCGACCUCAGAGGUCUCUGAGAAUGGGGAGGAGGUAGAGGAGGGAGGCAACGAAGGAAACGAAGCCGGCGAUCUCGGAGGGGGUAACGGCGGCAUCCGCGGCAGAGGCGCGCUCCUUGCCCCGCCACCGCCUCGUGAGGAGGUAGAAGGAAGCGAAGAGCAGCACGACGAAGACCCUCGUCGUGUACCGGCUCCGCUGGGGUCGUUCUCCUGCAGCUCGGUCGUCCGGCCCUCUUCCUCCGCUGCCGCCGCUGCCGGCGCCCGCAUCCAUGGGAAACGCCUGCUUCAGUUGACGACGGAGUACGGGCUCGAUCUGAUCUGAUGCUAGCAAUGGCGGAAAGUCUUCUCAUAUGCUGUGGGCUCAACGGAUUACGGCUUUAAAUGGGCCGUUGACAUGUAAAUAUAUUAUG
Musa acuminata AAA Group (dessert banana) is the source of this 4148-nucleotide messenger RNA. RefSeq lists its product as uncharacterized. The transcript is spliced from 12 exons. The record is from RefSeq and is a predicted model, not a curated record. NCBI's taxonomy places the organism in Eukaryota, Viridiplantae, Streptophyta, Magnoliopsida, Zingiberales, Musaceae. Bases 87 to 3257 code for a protein of 1056 amino acids. Gene Ontology annotation, molecular function: helicase activity.